Molecule: messenger RNA, 2042 nt
Organism: Cornus florida
Lineage: Eukaryota; Viridiplantae; Streptophyta; Magnoliopsida; Cornales; Cornaceae
Product: ankyrin repeat-containing protein BDA1-like
Exons: 3
Coding region: 260-1750 (496 amino acids)
Molecular function (GO): protein binding
Source: RefSeq, a predicted model, not a curated record
AAAAUGGCUCCGUCCUUUUAUAUAUAUAUAUAUAUAUAUAUAUAGUUGCCUAGCUAGAAGGCGCUGUAUAUAUAGUUGGCUUGGCUAUACCAAUCUCAGCAAGAAUCUUUGUAUUUGUGGGUGAUUUGACAUUCACUAUAUCAUGAGUAGGAUAUUCAAUUCUAAUAUAUUUAUGUAUCAUAUGUGCGUGUGAUACGUUAUAAAUUAGGAGUAGUUAAAAGUGUUCAAUCCUGUGAGAUUUCUCCUAGAGAGUGCAUAUAUGGAUAGAAGACUAUAUGAGGCGUCGCUGUGUGGCAGCGUACUCGCAUUAAACAAAUUGAUGCAAGAAGAUGAACUCAUUCUUGAUAGAGUCUCAGUCACAUGCUUUCAUGAGACUCCUUUGCAUAUAGCAGCCAUGCGUGGCCACGUAGGCUUCACACAAGCGCUUCUGAUCCGAAAGCCUAAACUCGCAACUGAGUUAGACUCACUCGGACACUCACCUCUCCACUUGGCUUCCAUAGAGGGCCACGUUGAAGUAGUACGCGAGUUGGUACACGUAAACAUCGAUGUUUGUGACUUCCGUGAUCUAGAUGGGAGGACUCCUCUCCACUUGGCCGCCAUAAAAGGUCGAGUUGGAGUUAUAGAAGAGUUGACUCGGACUCGACCUAAGUCUGCCCAUGAACGACUAGGCCGAGGAGAGACUGUGUUACACUUGUGUGUGAGGUACUACCGUUUGGAGGCUUUGAAAUAUUUGGUGGAAUCCACGGGGGACAAAGACUUGGUGAACUCUAUAGACCAAGAUGGCAACACCAUAUUGCAUCUAGCUGCAAUCUUCAAACAGAUGGAGACCAUAGAGUACUUGUUUUCUAGAAAGGAAGUGAAGGAAAACGCGAAUGUCAAGAAUGUGAACGGUUCUACAGCUUUGGAUGUUUUAGAUCAUUGUCCAAGAGAUGUAAAGGUGAUGGAAAUCCGAGAGUUUCUUGUGGAAGCCGGUGUUAAAAGAGGAAUGGAUCUUAUUGAGACAGUGCCACCUAGUAGUAGUAGUUGUAUGAAUUUUCCCUCACCUCUCAAGAAUCCGUGGCAAUUUAUAUCCACGUUUUGGAAGAAGUAUUUUCUCUAUGAAAAUAAUUGGUUGGAAGAGUCUCGUGGUAAUUUAAUGAUUGUGGCGACCGUGACAGCGACAAUGUCUUUCCAAGCCGGACUCAAUCCGCCAGGAAAUGUUUGGCAAGAGGAUAACGAUGGUAGAACUACACCUGGAACGGCUAUUAUGGACGGCAGUGAUUCUGAAAAUGGUGAGGAUUUCAAGUUGUUUCUAAAAUAUAACACGGUGUCUUUACUCGCUUCUCUGAGCAUCAUUCUUCUGAUGAUAAGUGGAAUUCCGCUCAAGAAUAAACUUUCAAUGUGUCUAUUAGUGGCUGCUAUGAGUACUUCAGUGGCAUUCAUGGCACUUACGUAUGUACAAUCAAUAACUUUGAUAGCCCCGGAGUCCACCAAAAAUGCUGACAUCAGCAUAUAUUUGGUAUCAGUUUGGACAUGGUACGGGCUGUGCGGGAUUGUCAUACUGAUUAACACCAUCAACAUUGUGGUGUGGUUGGUGGUGUCGGGCAAGUUUCAAAUUGGUAAAAGGAGGCCAAAAUGUGGGGCGUGUCAAGGAAUUUAUGAGAAUUGGUCGCGCAAGUUUCAAAGGUGGCAAAUAUGUGGGGCUCGUCAAGGAACUAAUGAGACUAUUCCAGGUGUUGCUAUCCAUAGUGGGCCUAACGUUGAUGCAUGAUUAAGAUUAUGAGACUUGUGUUAUAAUGUUACUUCGUGGAGAUGUUGUUUAGCUCGUCUUGUAUUAGCAUUUGAGAUGUAAAAACCUGAGAUGCAUAAUAGUUUGCUAAAUUGUUGUGUAGAAACUUGUUAGUUUUUGAGAACUCUUGAAUGUUUAGUACUUGUAUAAUAAAGCUGUGUGUGUUGUAUGUCAUUGGAAGACUUGUUGGAAUGUAAUGUUUUGUAUAAUUAUCUAUAAAUCAUGUAUAAACACACGAAUGUAGUCCUAUUUAGUCUUUUCUUUUAUGUCUUAA